UACUGUAUUGGGUGUAAUAGUUAUCUGAAAUAAAGUCUGUUUUUCAUGGACCCAAGUGGUUUCUUGAAUUUUUUCAGCUAACUUUAAAGGGAAACUCAUCUUAAUUAUGGCUUGCCUGAUAAUUGGUGAUAUUUUACUGUUUCAGUUUAGUUCCUGGUUUUGUUGUUUAUAUCUGUAAAGUUAUCCUUUUUAUUGUUAUUUGUUUGAUAAAGAAGACAAUAGCUUAUUUAAAUAAGCUUGUUUGGCUUAGUGGGUUAGUUGUAUUUGUAUCUUGUUUGUUGGUGCUGGAAAAAUUGGUAAUUUCAUAGGUAGGUUUGGAAUUUUGAGUGAGUCGGGGUGAAGCCACAAGUCAUGUUCAAGAUUUAAUAUAUAUAUGUGUGAAAAGUAAAUUUUGACCUUUAGCAUUGCUAUGUAACAAACAUCCACUAUAAAAGCCACGUUUUUAUGGAAUCAAUUUUCAUGCUAUGUUAUAAUAUAUGUUCUCUAUAACAGCACUUCGCUAUAAUAGCCGAAAAAGUCCGGAACAAAUGUGGCUGUUAUAGAGAGGUUUGACUGUAUAAUUUUUCGACGAAUGUUGUUAAACUGACCACCCUCGGGAUAGGUAGCUACGCCCUUGGGUUUAGAGUGGUCUUGUGCCUACUGCCUUAAAAGAGAAAGGACAGUAUUAGGAUGAAAUGGGUCCUAAUAGAGCGGAAUGGAUAAAUAUGAGAGUGAUGCCAACUAGUUGGGAAUUGAGGCCUAGUUGGUUGAUUGAUUAAUAUAUAUAUAUAGUCUGAGCUGAAGAUCAUUCAUCUCCAUUGACCGUAACGCAGGUCUGCCAUGGGAUGAUCUGCAUUGAAGAACUUGUUUUAAAAGACUGAUAGAUCUGAAUGAUGUUCAUUGAAAUCUUGAAAUCCUUUGUGAUACUGAGUAUCCUGUGUUUCACAGGAAAAUAAGGUAGCCGAGUUCACGAAACUUGUUAUGUGACAAGAUACAGUUUUUUAUAUUGGAAGCAUAAUGGAUGGAAGUCCUUCAGGGUAUUCGACCGGAGGCGCACCUAUGUGUUAAAGUGAGCGGCACUGGACCCCCUUCGUGAGUGUUGGUCGUCCAUAGAACUUGUCGAUGGAAUCAAAUAGCCCAACAUCUAGUGAUGAUUAUGCGGCUGAUAUCUCGUCCAUCAGGCAAGCUCAAGAACGCAUCGAGCCCUUUGUGCACAAAACUCCAGUCCUCACCUCAGAAACUUUAAAUUCUAUUGCUGGAAGAAAGCUCUACUUUAAAUGUGAAUGCUUUCAGAAGGGUGGUGCUUUUAAAUUCCGAGGGGCGUGCAAUGCUAUUUAUUCACUUGAUGAUAAUCAGGCCGAAAAAGGAGUUGUAACUGAUAGCAGUGGAAAUCAUGCUGCAGCUCUUGCUUUGGCUGCAAAACUACGUGGUAUCCCUGCAUAUAUAGUUAUACCAAAAAAUGCUCCGAAAUGCAAAGUUGAGAAUGUCAAACGUUACGGUGGUCAGGUUAUCUGGAGUGAGCCGUCAAUGCAGUCCCGAGAGGAUACUGCAAACAAGGUGUUGCAAGAUACUGGUGCUGUUCUUAUUCAUCCCUAUAAUGAUGGGCGCAUCAUAAGUGGGCAGGGUACAAUAUCACUGGAAUUUCUGGAACAGGCUCAAGAUAUUGACACUUUAAUAGUCCCAAUUAGUGGAGGUGGUCUAAUAUCAGGAGUCGCGUUGGCCGCGAAGGCCAUUAAUCCUGCCAUUCGCAUUUUGGCUGCUGAACCAAUGGGAGCUGAUGAUGCUUUCCAGUCGAAGAUCAAUGGUAGGAUCACUAAGUUAUCUGAAGUCAACACUAUUGCUGAUGGGCUUCGAGCUUUUCUCGGAGAUCUCACAUGGCCUAUUGUCCGCGAUCUCGUGGAUGAUGUCAUAGUUGUUGAUGAUAAAGAGAUAAUACAAGCUAUGAAACUUUGUUAUGAGAUUCUAAAGGUUGCGGUAGAGCCAAGUGGAGCUAUUGGCCUUGCAGCUGUUCUUUCUGAUGGUUUCCAAAAAAAUCCAGCCUAUAGUGAAUGCAGUCAUAUUGGCAUUGUAAUUUCUGGAGGCAAUGUUGAUCUUGGUGUUCUUUGGAAUUCGCUCGAGAAAUAAGAAACUCCAUAUUCAAAGUAUUCAUGUAUUGUGCGGAUUCAUCGUAAAUUGAUUAGUUUUAUGCUGUCAGCCUACUGCAACUAUGUUUUUUAUCCGGACUUAUGACUGAUAAUGUGAGCAAGCUCCAUACAUGUGCAGUAAUAGCAAUAGUUGUGAGUUGGAAAUUA
Messenger RNA from Nicotiana attenuata, 2270 nucleotides. RefSeq names its product serine racemase. Gene Ontology annotation, biological process: D-serine biosynthetic process; L-serine metabolic process; pyruvate biosynthetic process. The record is from RefSeq and is a predicted model, not a curated record. Gene Ontology annotation, molecular function: threonine racemase activity; pyridoxal phosphate binding; magnesium ion binding. NCBI's taxonomy places the organism in Eukaryota, Viridiplantae, Streptophyta, Magnoliopsida, Solanales, Solanaceae. The transcript has 7 exons. The coding region runs from base 1102 to 2103 and encodes 333 amino acids.